AUGGCUAACGACCCUGAAAGAUUUGAUUCGAUGCUGUUAGCAAUGGCACAACAACAUGAAGGUGGUGUAAAAGAUCUUCUUUCUACAAUUGUUGGAUUCUUGGCCCGCAAAACAGACUUCUUCACUGGAGGGAAAGACGGAGAAUGGGAGAAAGUAGUGAAAGACACUUUUUAUACACAUGCAAAGAAAGCACGUGAUGAGGCUGAAAAAAUUAAAAAAGAGAAAGAUGAAGCUGAAAAAAGGUUGAAGGAUAUACAGCAAAGAAAAGAACAGGAAAGGCUUGCACAAGAUUUUGAACCAGCUACUGUUACUGAGAUUACUGACCAGGAGGCUGCCAAAAUGCAAGAGGACAUUGAAAAGGAUAACAAGAAUAAAUCUGAGCUGGGAGCUGGUGAAGGUGCUAGCAGUGACAAAGAAAAUGACAGUAUUCCAGAUGAAGAUGAUGACCCUAAGGAGAAGGGUAAACUUAAACCAAAUGCUGGCAAUGGAUGUGAUCUUGAGAAUUACAGGUGGACACAGACAUUAGAAGAAGUGGAGCUCAGAGUACCGUUACGUCAAGUUGUGCGGCCUCGAGACUUGACUGUUAUCAUCAAUAAGCGGCACCUAAAAGUUGGCAUCAAGGGCCAACCGUUAAUCAUAGACGGCGAGCUCGAUGCUGAUGUUAAGGUGGAAGAGUCCACGUGGGUACUCCAGGAUGGAAGGAACCUGCUCGUCAACUUAGAGAAGGUUAACAAAAUGAACUGGUGGGGCCGCCUUGUUACUACUGACCCAGAAAUAUCUACGAGAAAAAUUAACCCAGAACCUUCAAAGCUCUCAGAUUUAGAUGGGGAGACGCGCGGACUUGUCGAGAAAAUGAUGUAUGAUCAAAGGCAGAAAGAAAUGGGCCUUCCCACCAGUGACGAACAAAAGAAACAAGACGUACUUAAAAAAUUUAUGGAACAACACCCGGAAAUGGAUUUCUCUAAAUGCAAAUUUAAUUAA
Molecule: messenger RNA, 981 nt
Organism: Parnassius mnemosyne (clouded apollo)
Lineage: Eukaryota; Metazoa; Arthropoda; Insecta; Lepidoptera; Papilionidae
Source: the annotation of a GenBank genome assembly